AUUGAAAUUGGUAGAAUGAUUACUCAGACUAUAGCUUGCAUUUCGCCUUUUCCUAUUGCUUGUAGGAGACUCGUACUAUUAUGCUUUGGCUUUGAGAAAUGAGAAUAGUUCAUCACUCUAUAACUUGCACCAGAAAAAGAAAAUUGAAAAAUUGAAAAUGAUGAUGAAAACAAAGGAAAAGACAACUGCUGAUGUGUCACUCUUGCAUGUUUUGCUGGUCUACACCUGCUAGUAUAAUACACACUGAUCUUAUCCUGGAGACUCAAAGCUAUGGCUUCACUGGCCUCCCAAAUUUGCAGCCACAUAGCUUCCAUCUUCUCAAAACCCACCCACCCUCACCCUCCUGUCUUAGAUGUCUUGGUCGCAGAGCAGUCCUCCGCCGCCGCGCAAAAUGGCAAAGUUUUCCUCUACGGCGUGGGAAGAGAAGGCCUAAUGCUCAAGGCACUCUGCAUGCGUCUAGCGCACCUCGGCUUCACAGCACACUUGGUAUUCGACAUGACAACUCCUCCCAUAACCACCAACGACCUCCUCAUCGCCUCCGCCGGACCAGGUGGCUUCUCCACCGUCGAUGCCAUAUGCUCGGUUGCACGGUCACAAGGUGGUCGAGUCUUGCUGCUGACGGGUCAGCCGGAGACGGGGUCGUGUGUGGCGCAUGCUAGCGUGGUGGGGUAUGUUCCGGCGCAGACUAUGGCGGAUGACGGUGGGGACGCGGCGGAGUCUAGACCGUUGCUACCGAUGGGGAGUGUGUAUGAGGGUGCUUUGUUUGUAUUGUUUGAGAUGGUGGUUUAUAGGUUGGGUGAGAUUUUAGGACAGAGCCCUGAGGCCAUCAGAGCGCGCCACACCAAUCUUGAAUGAGGCCACCUCCAUCGACGGCGCCGGCCAAGAGAGACGAUAAAGCUGGCCUGGGAAUGUUGUAGCCCUCAAUGUACUCUUGUAAAUGAAGGGUUGAUAAUAAACAACUUUGUAUGGCAU
Molecule: messenger RNA, 972 nt
Organism: Argentina anserina (silverweed cinquefoil)
Lineage: Eukaryota; Viridiplantae; Streptophyta; Magnoliopsida; Rosales; Rosaceae
Exons: 1
Coding region: 271-855 (194 amino acids)
Biological process (GO): carbohydrate derivative metabolic process
Molecular function (GO): carbohydrate derivative binding; isomerase activity
Source: RefSeq, a predicted model, not a curated record